Messenger RNA from Pangasianodon hypophthalmus (striped catfish), 10525 nucleotides. Its product is annotated as neural-cadherin. Lineage: Eukaryota; Metazoa; Chordata; Actinopteri; Siluriformes; Pangasiidae. The record is from RefSeq and is a predicted model, not a curated record. Gene Ontology annotation, molecular function: calcium ion binding. Gene Ontology annotation, biological process: homophilic cell-cell adhesion. The transcript is spliced from 33 exons. Bases 225 to 8828 code for a protein of 2867 amino acids. Gene Ontology annotation, cellular component: plasma membrane; cell-cell junction.
UCAGAGUUGAAUGAUGCCGGUCGGAGACACAAACCACAACGUCUUUUCGUUUUAAACAGCUGGCUUGAUUUUUUUUUUGGUACUGUUGCUUCUUAAACUUUCAGAACUAUUUGUAGUUUUCUGUUUUUCAUUUGCGUACACUUAGGAACAAAGUUUACAAUUUAGAAUAUUCAUGCAAAACGGAUGUUGGGUUUGUAUUAAAAAGUGACAGAAAUACUUUCAGCAUGAAGACACGACGACGAGAGAUGAAACUUGUAGGAUGUGUGGAUGCAGGUUUUCUGGCUGUUUUUCUGUCGUUCUCUGUCGUGAUCGCAAAUCCAGUGGUUUAUUAUGAGGAAGUUGAAGAAAACGCGCCUGUCGGCUCUGUAGUUUUGCGUUUUGGACGCGAGUGCAGUGAGUCGGGCUCAGCGGGGCUCAGAAGCGCUUUGCUCGGGGAAAACGCGUCCGAUUUCUCGCUCUUCUACUCUCCAGACACAGGGUUCCUCCUGAAAACCGCUAAAAGUUUGGACAGGGAACUCAAGUCGAGGUAUGAAGUGAGUGCACUUUUCCCAGGAUGCGCGAUCAGCGCAGUGGCCAUCAGUAUCGAGGUCCUGGAUAAAAAUGACAACGCGCCGCAGUUCAUCACCACAAGCGAAAGGAUCGAGAUUGAUGAAUUAACAGCAGUAGGGAGCGAGCUGCUCCGCCUAAGCGCACGAGACAGGGAUGCAGGGAGAAACGGUGCGAUCACGUUCAUCACGUCUCCAAACCCAAACAUACACGUGGUUCCUAAAACCGGUCAGGUUGUGCUGGUCCGCUCGGUGCACGCGCCCAGCAACCUGAGCGUCCCGGUUUACGCGCGAGACCACGGAGACGUAGUGCUGCAGAGUGAACCGCUCCAACUUCACAUCGUAGUCACAAGCGCGCGACUAACAGCCAAGCAAAGCAGAGCAAGAAGAACCAGAGCCGUUUCUGAGGAGCUCAGCUACACUGUAGCGCUGUCAGAAUACGCCGAAGCAGGAGAUGUGAUCUUCACUGUCCCGGAUCAGAAGUUUGAGGAGAAGCGCUUCGAGGUGCUGUCACCGGAAGCGGGUUCACCAGUGCGCGUGGAGCGGGAAACUGGACGAGUCUACUUAAUGCAUCAGCUCACUUCCUCCAUACAGGUGGUGGUGAAAAUCCUAAAUGCCAGAGGUGAUGAGUGGUACCUGUGCAGACUAUCUGUAACCCUUCCUGGUAUGUCAGAUCUGCAGUGGGCUAUGUUUCCCGAGCCGUAUCUCGCCACAGUGGAGCCCGGCGCAGCUCCAGGCUCGGUGGUUUACAGACUGGUAGCCCGACAGAGGGACAGCUCUUCGGAAGUGGCCCAGUUCCUCUUGGUGGAUGGCGGUGAGGAUUGUUUUGAGGUAGACAGAAGCUUGGGAGAGGUAAGGACCACAGGACGACCUCUGAGCCCUGGUAAAGAGUACACUCUGACUGUGCAAGCUGUGGACACUCAGGGCAGGAAGGGUCCUCAUGCCUCAGUGGCCAUACUGGUAGGCUUGCGGCCCCCUCAGUUCUCCAAUGCUUCUUACUCUAUCUACAUCCCAGAGAGCACCGGAGUGGGCCAAGCCGUGGCUGUGGUUCAGGCUGUCUCUUUCCAGAGGAAGACUCUGUCCUACAUGCUGUUGGUGAACUCAGGCAACCUGUUCAGUAUAAACCAAGAGAGCGGCGCUCUGAGUCUGACCCACACUGUGGACUAUGAGAGCGGACCUCACCUCCACCACCUGCAAGUCCGUGCCUCCGAACCAGACACAGGGCUCAGCAAUGUGGUAGAGGUGGUGGUACAUAUCACAGAUGAGAAUGACUGCACUCCAGAGUUCAUGCAUUCCAUCUACAGCCGAGACAAUAUUCCAGAGACAACGCCACCUGGAACAUCUUUACUGCAGGUGCUGGCCAGAGACUGUGACACUGGUCUGAAUGCAGAAAUAUUCUACUUCAUCCAGAGUCAGGACUUUGCUGUUUCAUCUCAAGGCGUGGUCAGCCCCAGCAGGAAGCUGGAUUACGAGAGGCCCAAUCACAUGUAUGAGUGUGUGGUGGUGGCUGUAGAUAAGGGCACACCCUCCCGCACAGGCACCGCCUCCAUCCGCAUCCGCAUGGCCAACGUCAAUGACGAGGCUCCUGUCUUCACCCAGACUGUCUAUAAGACCUUCCUGUCAGAGGAUGCUGGUCCUGAGACUCUGGUGGCCAUCGUGCAUGCCAAAGACCCAGACGGGGACGGGGUGACAUAUGCCAUCACUGGGGGAAAUGAAGACAGUAACUUUGAGCUGGACAACCAGAAAGGCAUCAUCAGGCUGCGCCGCAGUCCUCCUCCUAAACUGCGCGGGCUUCAGUACGUCCUCAAUGUCACAGCAACCGAUGACAAUGCAGCGGGCGGCCCACUGCCCCUCAGUAGCUCAGCACAAGUCAUCGUUGGCAUUAAUGAUAUUAACAACAACAAACCUGUCUUUGAAGAGUGCCAUAAUUACAGCUUGAAUGCUCUGGUGCCGGAGAACCAGCCACCGGGAACAGUGGUCCUGCGCGUGCAAGCUCACGAUGCUGACACUGGGGUCAACGGACAGGUCAAGUAUGGAAUCAUGCAGCGAGAUGGAGCCUCACCGGGGUUCACCAUUGAUCCAGACACAGGGGUGAUCAGCACAGUGGUGAGUUUCGACCGGGAGAGGCAGAGAGAAUACACACUGUCCGUCACAGCCACAGAUCAGGCUGAGGAACCACUCAUUGGCAUCUGUCAGAUCACUGUACUCAUCGGGGACCAAAAUGACAAUGACCCCAAGUUCGAAAACAGCCGCUAUCAGUACUUCUUGAGAGAGGACACCCCUGUGGGCACCAGCUUUCUGCGGGCAGCGGCCCGCGAUGACGACCAGGGCACCAACGCAGCAAUCACAUACUCCUUAACUCAUCAGACCCCUGCCUACUUCCGCAUCAACCCAAGUACAGGAUGGGUGUACGUCAAUCACCCUAUUUCACAGACCUCACGGAUCAGUCAACAAAUCAUUGCUACAGAUGGAGGAAACCUCAGCAGCUCAGUGGACCUCACUGUCAUCAUCACCAACAUGCACAACCAGCCACCUCAGUGGGAACAGGAAGAGUACUGGGUCACCAUCCCUGAGAACACUGUCCGAGACACCAAGAUAGUGACCAUAAAAGCAACCUCUCCUCUUGGUGACCCUCGUGUGACCUAUAACCUGGAGGAGGGUCAGGUUCCCGAGACAAACAUGCCUGUGCGUUUCUACAUCAAACCCAAUCGAAGGGAUAGUUCGGCCUCCAUUCUAGUAGCUGAGCCACUGGACUAUGAGACCACUCGCUUCUUCACCCUGCGUGUCCGUGUGCAGAAUGUUGCAGCAGUCCCACUUGCCUCUUUCACAACUGUCUAUGUCAACAUCACAGAUGUGAAUGAUAAUGUUCCGUUUUUCAUGUCGAGCACGUAUGAAGCCACAGUACCUGAAGGGGCUGAGAUUGGCACUUCAGUGGCCCAGGUUUCAGCCUCUGACCUGGACUCUGGUCUUCACGGCAUGGUCAAUUACAUCAUUCUGAAGGACCAGAGUGGAGACUCUCAGUUUUUUAGCAUUAACCCAUACACAGGCGUCAUCCACACCCAGGCCACCUUUGACCGCGAACAGAAGAGUUCUUACCUGAUUGAGGUUCAGUCACAGGACAGCUCAGAGUCGGCCCGGCCUGGACAGCAGGGUCAGCCCAACUCAGACACAGCCUAUGUCAGGAUUUUUGUCACGGAUGUAAAUGACAACGCCCCAGCCUUCUCCCAGCCUGUAUACGAGAUCAGUGUGGAGGAGGACAAAGAAGUGGGCUACGUAGUCAUUACCGUCACUGCUAAUGACGAAGAUGAGGGUGCCAACGCGAAGCUGCGCUACCAGAUUACCUCAGGAAACACUAUGGGCACCUUUGACGUUGAGCCAGAGAUUGGCAACAUCUUCAUCGCCCAGCGGCUGGACUAUGAGCGAGUGCAACGCUACCAUCUACGUUUGGUGGCAUCAGAUGGAAAGUGGGAGAACCAAACAGUGGUGGUCAUUAACAUCAUCAACCAAAACGAUGAAGCACCUAUCUUUAGCCAGACAGAGUAUCAUGCCAGUGUUACGGAGGAGCUGAUCGAGCUGCCUGUUCCCGUGCUGGAGGUUUCAGCUACAGAUCCAGACCAGGAGGCAGACCAGAGUGCGGUCCGAUACUCAUUACAUGGACAGGGUGCUGGGAGCGAAUUCACUAUAGAGGAACUCACUGGAAGAAUUUAUGCCCAAAAGCGUCUUGACCGAGAGGACCGUUCAGCCUGGCGAUUUCUUGUGCUGGCCACUGACGAAAACGGUGAUGGCCUAACAGGCUUUGCUGAUGUGUUGGUGGAGGUGCGUGACAUAAAUGACAAUGCUCCCCAAUUCCUAUGUGCCUCAGAAGGAUGCUUUGUGGGCCAUGUGCCUGAGAACUCCCCAGCUGACACCUCCAUCAUGGAGAUGCAGGCCACUGACCUGGAUGACCCUAAAACUGGCAAGAACGCUGUUCUCACCUACAGGAUUGUCCAGAAUGUCCGUAAUGAGAUAAAUCUCAACCUGUUCUCCAUCAAUCCAGCUACAGGCACCAUCUAUACAGUGCUGAGAUCUUUGGACAGGGAGGUGGAGGACCAUUACUUGGUAGUUGUGGAGGCAAGGGAUGGAGGAGGCCUCUCUGGGACUGGAACUGCAACGAUUGUAGUUUCGGAUGUGAAUGAUCACCCUCCAGUGUUCACACAGAGAGUCUACAUGGCCACCAUGGCAGAGGACCUGGAUAUCAACAGUGAGGUUCUGGCAGUGGCUGCUACAGAUGGGGAUGAGGGAGAGAACUCUGUGAUGACUUUCAGCAUCAUAGGUGGAGAUGACGACCGCAAAUUCUUUAUUGAGACAGACAAGGGGAAUCGAAAGGGCGUGGUGCGGCUGAAGAAGAAGAUCGAUUUUGAAAAACCCCAUGAGCGCACCUUCAAUCUCACAGUCAAAGUGGAGGAUGCAGACUUCUAUAGCUUGGCAUAUUGUGUCAUACAAGUGGAGGACUCAAAUGACCAUGCACCUGUGUUUUUCCCCCAGUUCUAUGAUGCAGGGUCCAUGUUUGAGGAUGUUCCUUUGGGCACCAUUGUGGCCCAAGUGACUGCCAUGGACCUGGAUUCAGGGCAGAAUGGAAAGUUCUCGUAUAGCAUUGCCCCAGAGUCUGACCCUUUUCAGCAGUUCUUGGUGGAUAAGAGUGGGUGGGUUGUGGUAGCAGACUCUUUGGACCGAGAAAAGGUAUCACAACACAGGCUGAUAAUCUUGGCUACAGACAUGGGCAACCCUUCUCUCACUGGCUCAGCUAUUGUUCUGGUGGCUGUACAGGAUGUUAAUGAUAACGGGCCUGAGUUUGAGGUACCAUACCGCCCCAUUGUUUGGGAGAACACCAUUGCGCCACAGCUUGUCCAUAUGAAUGAGACUUCCAUUCUGCUCCAUGCCAUAGACAGAGAUAGCUCACCUAAUGCAGGGCCUUUUUCCAUUCGCCUGCUGAUGGUCACCUCAGACGCCACAAACUUUAACCUGACCGAUCUGCGCAAUGGCAGUGCCAUGAUAACAGCCCUUCGCACCUUUGAUAGGGAGCAGCAGAAAGAGUACCUACUUCCCAUUCUGAUGACUGACAGUGGCUCUCCUCCAAUGAGCUCCACCAGUACACUGACUGUCAUAAUUGGGGAUAAGAAUGACCACCCACAUGCACCUGGACACUCAGAGUUUAUAGUCUACAAUUAUGAAGGUACUCUUCCUACCACUGUACUUGGACAAGUUCAAUCCCCUGACGUUGAUGACUGGAGUGAAAAGGUUUACAAAUUUGAAGACAGGCCCCCUAGGCAGUUUAUCCUGAACCAGAGCUCUGGUCAGCUAAGCAUAAAAAGUGGCACCCCGGCUGGGACGUACAGACUGCAGGUGCGAGUGGCCGAUAAGAGUUGGCCUGAUGUCACCUCAACGGUGCAGAUUACAGUCAGGGAGCUGAAGGAGGAGGCACUGCUCAACGCUGGCUCGCUCCGAUUCUCCAAUGUAACAGCAGAGGAGUUGUUCAGGGCCUCCGAUGGUGAGGAGAGUUUGUAUGAGCGUCUGCAGCGUCUGCUAUCUGAGGUCUUACAGACAGAUCUGGAUAAAGUGCACAUCUUCAGCCUGGCCAAUGGCAGUCAUUCCAUCCAGCAGCACCUCAGCCUGUGGUUCGCUGCCCAUGGCUCCCCUUACUACAAGCCGGAGAAACUGCAUGGCAAUGUGGCUAUGCACAAGGCCAAGUUGGAGUCAGCCUUGGGUGUGACCAUUCUGCAGGUGGGAGUGGAUGAGUGUGCCUAUGCAGACUGCAUUCCUGCAGGUGGCUGUUCCAGCAGGGUAACGUUUAGUGACACUCCUUCAGUUCUGAAUGGUGGGAAUGCUUCCCUGGUGUCUGUCUCAGCCACAGUCACAGCUCUGUGUGGCUGCUUGGCCAGAGAGAGCAAGCACAUGUCCUGCUCCUCUUACCCCCACAGCCCCUGCCUUAAUGGAGGCACCUGCGUGGAUACAGACAUGGGCUACAGGUGUCAGUGUCUACCCUUGUUUGACGGCCCAGAGUGCCAGCAGACUAAGCACACAUUUCUGGGUGAUGGCUAUGCCUGGUUUCCUCCCAUAAAGCCUUGCUUCAAGAGCCACAUCUCUCUGGAGUUCAUCACAGAGUCAGCCGAUGGCCUGCUGCUGUACAACGGCCCCCUCGGUGUCCUCCAGCCCGGAGACAAGGGGGACUUCAUUGCACUUGAGCUGAAGAAAGGUGUCCCAGUGUUGAGUGUUAAUCACGGCUCAGGCACUGUCACACUGCAGCUUCCUGCACACGCCUCUUUGUCUGACCGCCGCUGGCAUCACCUCGACAUCAUCAGCGAUGGAAAGGAAAUACACUUGAUUGUUGACCAUUGCUCUGGAGCCAUGGUGAAUGAGGUGGAGGGUUUGGGAGUGGACAUGUUUGAGACAGACCAGUCAGUGUGCAAGGUGUCUGCACACACUCCAGGCACUGAGAGAUUCCUGAAUGUGAAUCAGCCUCUACAGCUAGGAGGAGUGAAGGACACGUAUCCACUGCAUCACACACACACGCACUACAAAGGGUUUGUGGGCUGCAUCAGAAACCUAGUGGUGGACACUCAGGUGUAUGACCUGAGCAGUGCAGCGGAGAGUAUGAACAGUGCCCCCGGGUGCAGUCUGACUGAUGGAGUGUGUGUGACGGCAGGAGGGCCCUCCUGUGGCCUGCGUGGAAAGUGCCUUGGGGAGUGGGGCUCCUUCAGCUGUGACUGCCACCCUGGAUACAGCGGACACAAGUGUGACAAGGCUCUUCCUGAGUGGUCCUUUGAGAAGGAGAGCAUGCUCAGGUACCAGCUGAGAACAGGAAUCAGUCCACGCAGAACACACGCACAGUUCCUCAUCAGAACUCGCUCCUCAUCAGGCAUCCUGCUCAGCAUGAGCUCCCGGGACUCCAAUGAGUUCAUCAUCCUGGAGAUAGUAGAUGGCUACGUGUGUGUUCGUGCCAACCUGGGUGAUAGCCCACACACACUGAAGCUGGGGAGCCAACGAGUGGAUCACGGCCAGUGGGUCCUGGUCAGCUUGAGUCGCCAUGACAACCUGUUCACCCUGCAACUGGAGCAAGGCGGGGGGUCACGAGAGGUCACUGGGGUGCUGGGAAAUAAACGGGAGAUUGUAGUACAUUCCUCCAAUGUGCUUCUGGGAAAUGGUGCCUCACACAGCACACAGGGAGACUUCCAAGGCUGUAUGCGGGACGUGAGGCUCAACGGUCACUCUCUGCCCCUGGAUGGUCAGAGCAGUGAGUAUGUCACGGUAUUAGAGCGACGGGGAGUUCAGGCAGGAUGCCACUCUGAUGCCUGUCGCACCAAACCGUGCCAGAAGCCACUGUACUGUGUGGAUCUGUGGAGGAAACACGAGUGCAGGUGUCCAGUGGGUCAGUUGGCUGUAGUGGAUGAACACACAGGGUUGGUGAGCUGUGUCAUGUCACCUUGUGGUCCCUCCACAUGCCGUAACGGGGGUACGUGCCUGGCCCACUCCACCAAGAGCUACCAGUGUCGCUGCCCAGAGGGCUUCCGGGGCCAGUGGUGUGAGAUCAGCCAAGUUAAAACAUCACACCUGGCCGCACUCAGCCCCAGCUCCAUCCUCGCUAUAAGCAUGUGCCUGCUUGUGUUCUUCGCUGUGCUGGUGGCGGUGACUGUGUGGAACCAGAAAGGCAGUGAAAAUAAAUUCCGGAAACGCGGAGUGUACCACAUACCAGCUGAGCACGAGAGCUGGGAGGACAUCCGGGAGAACAUCCUCAACUACAACGAGGAAGGUGGAGGAGAGCAGGACCAGAAUGCCUACGACAUCACUGAGCUGAAGAGACCGUUCUGCUCCAGCUUGUCUCAGUCCUCCUCAUGCACCACAGCGCCCCUUAUCAAGUCGUCUCAGGGCUCUCAGGAGGAGGUGCACCCCGGCGGAGUCCAGCCCACUCAUCACCACAACCCCAUCACCGCUGCCCAUUGCGCCAUGGACUUCAAGAACUACGUGGCACGCAUCAUCUGGGAGGCUGAUAACGACAUCCUGGCCUUCCCCAUGGACACCUACCACGUGUACUGCGUCGAAGGCGCAGGUUCAAAUGCAGGCAGCCUCAGCUCUCUGAGCUCAGCCAUCCCAGAAGAAGACUUCAGCUACGAUUCUCUGCGGCACUGGGGGCCCAAAUUUGAGGGCCUUAAGGAGUUGUAUCAAAGGCCUGAGGCGGGUUUUGCAAACACAGAUGUCGUGCAGAGCCACAGCCACACCGGGGGCAGGAGCUUUGAGCAGCUACACUAACUCAGUGAAAGCCAGUGAAACCACAGCUUGCCGUGUUUGUGUUAUUUACUGAGUUCAGGCAAAGCUUUAAGAGGAAGGGAAGCCUGGAGACUGGAUAGCAGGCGUGCUUUAUUUAUUGAGUUGACUCAAUGUGAACUGUUAGUGCUGUAUUUAUUUUAUCUUUGACAGAUGUUUUACAGAGGGAACAAAGCCACAGAAUAGCUAUUUUUACACUGAAAUGCAUUUUCUGUCAGGAUACCACAGAGCUAUUUCAUUUCGUUUUGAAAUCAGUGCAGGGGAACUUUCCAGAUUAAGAUUGAUAAGUGAAGGCAGAAUUACUCUAAGCAGAAGUAAAUGCAUCCUUUAUUGCGUACUGAUGUUCCCAGGUGGCGCGGUGGCGCAAUGGGUUGCGUUACCAACCUCACAGCUCCCCGGUUUGAUUCCGAGCUUGAAUUACUGUCUGUGUGGAGCUUCACGUUCUCCCUCUAUCUGUGUGAAUUUCUGCUGGGUUCUCUGAUUCCUCCCUGCCAGUAGGUGAAUUGGCUACUCUCAAUUGCCCGUAGGUGUGAAUGAGUGUGUGCAUGGUGCCCUGCAAUGGACCAGCGUGCCAGCCAGGGUGUGCCCCUGCCUCAUGCACACUAUCCCCAGGAUAGGCUCUUUAUCCACCUCUACCCUGACCAGAAAAAAGCACUUACUUAAGAUGAAUGAAUGAAUUCAUGAUGUUCUGUAAUACAGGAUUUUGCGGCAUAUAAAGCAGUUGGUAACUUCUUGAGAUCUAUUGAACAAAUCCUGUCAAAGGUGUUAAAUCUGUUUGGUUUUGCUACCAUAAAAAGUAAGUAAUUUGCCAUUUCUUUUCUCCUACACUGGAGGGGCUGUGUGAAGCAUCCUCUUCCUACACUUCAGUCUGAUCUGAUAAGUUAAAUUUACAAAACACUGUGUUUUCCUGACGAACUUGCAUCAGUGUACAGGCUGCAGCAUUUUGAGUGGAUUUUAAAAAGCGAAAAAUACAAUCACAAAAACCUGUCAUUGUUUAAAACUUUUCAAUGCUUUAAAUUAAUAUAGUUCUAUUUUUUGCUAUGUGGAACAACCUCUCUGAAAAUUAAAUUUUAUAUUUUGUAUGAACAAUGAAUCUGAAGGAGCAAGGUUACCAUUAGAUGGUGUUAAUCGAUAUUUCACUUGUUUUGUUAACUGAUUGUUUUCAACCUCUUCAGCAUUGUGUCUCAUUGUGACAGAGUUUUUCACACUAAGCAGUGACAUAAGUUCAGUACAGAGGACUACUCCUGUUUCAGUGAUUACAGUUAAGAAUAAAAUCCAGUUCAGGAGCGCACUGGAGAAGCCUGGGACUGUUUCGCAACCCAGCAUCAUUCAAUGCAAAUGAGACUCCGAGUGUGGGAACAACAGCAUAUGCACCAACAAUCCACUCUGUCCCUGUCACAAGCAUUAUAGUGUCCAUAGUACUGCAUACAUUUAAAUACUGACCCUAUGACCUUGUGUGUAUAUAUGUAUAUAUGUAUGUUUUCUAGGAAUUUAAUGUCAAGUACUCCUUUUUGCAUAUACGUUUUAAUAAAUAAAGCUUUCCUUAAAGCAUUUCAAAAUGUUCAAUCACUUUAUCAUAAGCUAAAGCAAUCAGUUUUUGUACACAAUUAAAAUGGUUUACUUCAUAAUGCAUUUUUUAUUGGCCAGUAGUAUAGCUCUGCUGAAUGGAAGUCUAACAGAGA